AUGGCCGAUCGUCUCCUUGUCCCCUCUGAUACGCUAGUAGCCUGCUCAUUCCUCCGCCUUCUCAAACUUCUGCUUUCCAACAGGGCUUGCUCGCCCUCUUCACAGUCACACUACUCAUCAUGCCGCAAGCGCGAACAACCGUCGUCUCAACCCUACUGCAGUUCUACUCCCUCCACUGAUCCACCACAUUCCUCAUCAAGGUUCCCGGUGGCAGCUGCAGAGCAAUCCCAAAAUCUCCCAAAUAUCCCUCACUCAGUCAGCAAGAAUCCCUUUUCAUCCUCAUUCAAGUCUGGUGAGGCGUUUCUGCGCCGGCACCAACUAUCUGUUGUCUCGGCUUUGUAUACGCAUGGUUUUCACGACCGAGCAGCUCGAUUAUUGGCCUGCCUUGCUUCUGAUUUUCGGAGUUCGAACAGUCUGCAGUCAAAAGUAGGCAUAGGAAAUGGGGUGAGGGCACAUGACGAUGAUGAGAUUAGAGCAACAGGAGAAAGAAGAAAUGUUCACCAAACCAAACAAUCUCGGGCAGAUGAAAAGGCAAUAGUAGAGACUUCGGAUCUCUUAUCGUCUCCCCUAGCCUUUGACCUCAUUAAUUAUCUGUUGCACAUUUUCCUCCUACUCCUCUCCGAAUGGCCUACCGAAACUCAACUUUGUCAACUGGUUCUGCAAGCCCGGCUGCCCUUUAGCCUGGCCCUAGUCAUCAUUCGACUGUCUUCACUAGUCCUGCCUGCCUGUGUCUCCUCCAUUCAGAAAGUUGUUAUCCGUGGAGUCGAUCCUGCAGCUGAGUUGGCAUCAGGCCGGGGAGAUUACUACAAUACGGCUAUCUCCUCAGCUUGUACCAACACUCCUUCGUCAUCCCCUUCGCAUCCAUCUUCUAAAGCCAUCAAUCCGGACUGUGCAAGGUCCAAGAUCGCUCUCGCCUCCAUUCCAACUCCUUUUGAUUGGUCGAAAGCUCCUCAGGUGUGCCGAGAGGUGGACUGUUUGGAAGCGAGCCUGGACUGUUUGAAUCGGCUCUUGGCCUUCAUUACGGAAACUGUACGGCGUGCCUUGCUUGUACGCCGGACAACGCCGACGGAGGCUAUCAACUCAGACACCUCCAAAGAUCUCACUAGCCUGGCUGAGCAGAGGCCAGCUAUGAAUGUGUCUCAUCCCGCCUCAUACUCUGAGACCGUCUUCCAAUCGCAUUCACGUCAACCGCCUAUGAACUAUACCAUUGGACCUACCACACUGCUCGGCAGCAAUCAGAAGUUUACACACACCCGCUCACACACUUUCACAAAUCACGCAGUGACGAAUGCACCUGAACCCGUGCGCCACCCUUACCUGCCCCUCUCACUUGUACUUUAUAUUAUGCCACAGUUUUCUCUUGCCAAGUCUUUUAUCAGUACAUUGUAG
Messenger RNA from Protopolystoma xenopodis, 1389 nucleotides. The record is from the annotation of a GenBank genome assembly. NCBI's taxonomy places the organism in Eukaryota, Metazoa, Platyhelminthes, Monogenea, Polystomatidea, Polystomatidae.